UUCCGGGUUCGGCGAGUCGGCGGCGGCGGCAGCGCGCAGGGCAGGGCGCGAGCCGGAGUCGCCGCCGCGGCCGCUCGCACCGCCCCCUCCGCGCCCCUGGGCACGCCCGGCACCGCCUCCCGGCCCGUGUCCCCCUCCUGCCGCUCGGCUCGGGCUCGGCCAGCUCUGAUCGCGGCGCCGGCGGUGGCCAGCGGGCGAGGAUGCCGUACGAGAUCAAGAAAGUGUUCGCCAGCCUCCCCCAGGUGGAGAGGGGCGUCUCCAAAAUCCUCGGCGGAGACCCCAAGGGCAACAAUUUUCUCUACACCAAUGGAAAGUGCGUCAUCCUGAGGAACAUCGAUAACCCCGCCCUCGCCGACAUCUACACGGAGCAUGCGCACCAGGUAGUGGUGGCCAAGUACGCGCCCAGUGGCUUCUACAUCGCCUCCGGAGAUGUGUCCGGGAAGCUGCGGAUCUGGGACACCACGCAGAAGGAGCAUCUCCUGAAGUAUGAGUACCAGCCCUUCGCGGGCAAGAUCAAGGACAUUGCGUGGACGGAAGACAGUAAGAGGAUCGCCGUGGUCGGGGAAGGAAGGGAGAAGUUCGGAGCCGUGUUCCUGUGGGACAGUGGCUCGUCCGUGGGUGAGAUCACCGGCCACAACAAGGUCAUCAACAGUGUGGACAUCAAGCAGAGCCGGCCCUACCGCCUGGCCACUGGCAGCGAUGACAACUGCGCCGCCUUCUUUGAGGGGCCUCCGUUCAAGUUCAAGUUCACCAUUGGCGACCACGGCCGCUUCGUCAACUGCGUGCGUUUCUCUCCUGACGGGAACAGAUUUGCCACGGCCAGUGCCGACGGCCAGAUCUUCAUCUACGAUGGAAAGACGGGGGAGAAGGUGUGUGCGCUCGGCGGGAGCAAGGCGCACGAUGGCGGCAUCUAUGCGGUGAGCUGGAGUCCCGACAGCACCCACCUGCUCUCGGCCUCCGGAGACAAGACGGCAAAGAUCUGGGAUGUGGGCACCACAUCGGCCGUGAGCACGUUCACGCUGGGCUCCACCGUGCAGGACCAGCAGCUGGGCUGCCUGUGGCAGAAGGACCAUCUGCUCAGCGUCUCCCUGUCCGGCUACAUCAACUACCUGGACAAGAACAACCCCAGCAAGCCCCUGCGGGUCAUCAAGGGCCACAGCAAGUCCAUCCAGUGUCUGACGGUACACAGCAACGGGGGCCGGUCCUACAUCUACUCAGGCAGCCACGAUGGCCACAUCAAUUACUGGGAUGCUGAGACGGGCGAGAACGACACCUUUGCAGGGAAGGGCCACACGAACCAGGUGUCCCGGAUGACCGUGGACGAGGCAGGGCAGCUGGUGAGCUGCAGCAUGGAUGACACGGUGCGCUACACCAGCCUGGGCCUGCGGGACUACAGUGGACAGGGCGUCGUGAAGCUGGAUGUGCAGCCCAAGUGUGUCGCCGUGGGCCCUGGGGGCUACACCGUGGUCGUCUGCAUCGGCCAGAUUGUUCUGCUCAAGGACCAGAAGAAGUGCUUCAGCAUCGAUAGCCUGGAUUAUGAGCCUGAGGUGGUGGCCGUGCACCCCGGCGGUGACACGGUGGCAAUCGGGGGCGCGGACGGAAAUGUCCGCCUCUACUCCAUCCUGGGCUCCACGCUCAAGGCCGAGGACAAGCUCCUGGAGGCCAAGGGCCCCGUCACCGACCUAGCCUACUCCCACGAUGGCGCCUUCCUCGCCGUGUGCGACGCCAGUAAGGUGGUCACUGUCUUCAGCGUGGCUGACGGCUAUUCGGAGAACAACGUGUUCUACGGGCACCACGCAAAGAUCGUCUGCCUGGCCUGGUCCCCAGACAACGAGCACUUUGCCUCGGGCGGCAUGGACAUGAUGGUGUACGUGUGGACCCUGAGUGAUCCCGAGACCAGGGUCAAGAUCCAAGACGCCCACCGGCUCCACCACGUCAGCAGCCUGGCCUGGCUGGAUGAGCACACGCUGGUCACCACGUCCCACGAUGCCUCCGUCAAGGAGUGGACAAUCGCCUACUGAGGGCCCGCGCCCUCCGGUCAGGGACUGGACGUUCCUGCUCUUGCUCUCCCCUGCCCUGCCCGGAGGGAGGGAGCAGCGCCCGGCCCCUGUCUCCGCAGGGGCUCCUCUCUCUCAGCGUCCUUCUGAAAGCUUUAGACAGUGAGUUUGCACAUGACAGAUAACGAGCACCCGUGCGGUGAGGGGGCCUCCCUGACCCCCAGGGCCAGCCUGAGUGCGGAACAUUCCAGAGGCGGAGCCUCGUAAGCACACCGUCCAGAUCCCCCCGUGGCUCCUGCAUCUGUCGAGGGAGGCUCAACCCACUGCCCCCGAGAAGCUUCCGGCCCCAGCAGUGAGGGGUCCUGGUGGCAGGCCGGCACGCAGGGGCGGAGUGGCGGGGUGCGCCCCGUCAGCCUUGCUUCACCAUCAGUCUCCGUGCUUGGUUUCAGGAAUGGAAUCGUGAGGAUUUUUUAUAUACAUGUCCCUAAUUGUUGCUGUCAGUCCAGCUAGCGGGCAGGGGUCCGGGCCCUGACACCCCGUCCCACCCUCCUGCGUGGAUGUUCUCAUGCGUUUUCUUAACCCCUCCCGCCCCCCAAGAGCAGAGAUUAAUUUAAAGGCAAAGAUGGAGUCGCUGUAAUGUUCCUGUCCAUGUUUUCACUUUUCUUUUUCAGUGCAGAAAUUAAACAGCAGCAAAAAGCCUGGU
This is a messenger RNA of Sorex araneus (European shrew), 2700 nucleotides long. RefSeq names its product WD repeat domain 1 (gene WDR1). Gene Ontology annotation, biological process: locomotion; sarcomere organization; actin filament depolymerization. The transcript is spliced from 15 exons. NCBI's taxonomy places the organism in Eukaryota, Metazoa, Chordata, Mammalia, Eulipotyphla, Soricidae. Gene Ontology annotation, molecular function: actin filament binding. The record is from RefSeq and is a predicted model, not a curated record. Bases 201 to 2021 code for a protein of 606 amino acids. Gene Ontology annotation, cellular component: cortical actin cytoskeleton.